AUGUUAACUUAUUUGAAUAAAAAUAAAUGUUCAUAUUAUGAAUUUACUUUAUUAAAUAGAAUGUCAUAUACACAUAUUUUUACAAAUAUGUUUUUACAUUUCAGUGAAGGUGGGUUUUUCAAAGCACACUUACAAUUUCCAAAAGAAUAUCCACUUAGGCCACCAAGAAUGAAAUUCAUAACAGAAAUAUGGCAUCCAAACAUCGAAAAGAAUGGUAAUGUAUGCAUAUCGAUUUUGCAUGAACCUGGAGAUGAUAAGUGGGGCUAUGAAAAAGCAUCAGAACGGUGGUUACCAGUUCACACAGUUGAGACUAUUCUCAUAAGUGUUAUUAGUAUGCUUGCAGAUCCUAAUGAUGAAAGUCCUGCUAAUGUGGAUGCUGCCGUGAGUAAUGUUUUAUAUUGUACUAAUUCAAAUUAUUAUUAUGUUUUUAAUAAUUUUUACUGUUAAUUGGAACCUUGUAGAAAGAGUGGAGAGAAAGUUAUGCAGAAUUUAAGAGAAAGGUGGCGAGGUGUGUCAGAAAAAGCCAAGAGGAGUGUUUGUAGGAGAUGAACAAUUAUUCAAAUGGAAAGACUUAUUUAAUUCUGGUGAGUUUUUGCAAAAUGUUAUUAAAUAAAAUAACAGACGAUAAAUAUAUUUGAAUAAAUUUUUUUUUCUUACCUCUCUAUUAGGGAAGCCGUAAGCACUGUAAGAAAGAAACCGAUGCUCAGCAUUAAGCUAAUGGAAAACAGUGCCACUAAAAACGGAUAUAGCCUGACCCAUUCUUAA
This is a messenger RNA of Heterotrigona itama, 765 nucleotides long. NCBI's taxonomy places the organism in Eukaryota, Metazoa, Arthropoda, Insecta, Hymenoptera, Apidae. The record is from the annotation of a GenBank genome assembly.